Nicotiana tabacum (common tobacco) is the source of this 681-nucleotide messenger RNA. RefSeq lists its product as uncharacterized. Lineage: Eukaryota; Viridiplantae; Streptophyta; Magnoliopsida; Solanales; Solanaceae. The record is from RefSeq and is a predicted model, not a curated record. Gene Ontology annotation, molecular function: protein dimerization activity.
AUGGGAAUGCUUGACCUUGCAAAGAAAAGAUUGCAAAUGAUGAGAGAAACUGAAUGGAACUCUUUGUUGGAAGAGGUGUGCUCAUUUUGUAGUAAACAUGAUAUUCCAGUUCCCAAAAUGGAUGAAGACUAUACUCUAGGAAAGUCGAAGCGUAAGAGUUUCGGAGUUUCAUAUUUACAUCACUUUCGUGUGGAAGUGUUUCAUACGGUUAUUGAUUUGGAAUUUCAAGAGCUUAAUGAUCGUUUUGAUGUUGUGACUACUGACUUACUACUUGGUAUGGCCAGUUUGAGUCCGGUUGAUUCAUUUUCUAAUUUUGAUAAGGACAAGAUAAUGAAGUUAGCAGAGUAUUAUUCAAGUGAAUUUGGUGAUAACAAGCUUCGAGAACUCGAUUUCCAACUUGAUAGUUUCAUUGUCUAUGCUCAAAAGUGUGAUAGCAGAUUUCUUAACCUGAAGGGGAUUAAGGAUUUUGCUAGAGUGAUGAUAGAGACAAAACUGGAUCUUACUUGGCCACUUAUUUAUUUGCUUGUGAAGUUGACUUUGCUUAUACCUGUUGCUACCGCAAGCGUGGAAAGAGCAUUCUCAUCAAUAAAGUACAUCAAAAAUGAUCUACGAAAUAGGAUGGAUGAUGAUUUUCUAAAUGAUUGUUUAGUUUGCUAUAUAGAACGUAAGAUAUUUAAAACU